AUGUCUCCAUCCUCGAUUCUCAUAGGUGCUAUUUUGGCUGCAACUGGUCCCUUUCUCGCCAGUGGCCAAGCGCUAGAUAAGCCUGCCCUCACUUCCAACCUUGACUACUUGGAACAGGGAAGUCUGGACAACCUUGCUCCCACGCAAAGCACAUGGGAUCAAUGGGGAGCCGGUUGGAUUCCUCUAGAUUGCAAGAACAUUGCCAACAACGAAGGAAAGAGUCCUGAUGACUUUGAGAUCUACAAUGUUCACUACACAGAUUGCGGUGAUGCAUGGGUAUUCUGCCGUCACAAGGAUACACCACUUGACCUAGUCUCGACAAUCGAUAUCUUCGGACGACUUCCUGUCGCUAUGCGUAGCUGGGUUAGACAUGUCAUAACCAUCCCGGCCAGUUCAAACUACGCUUACAACUCCAAUGGCAAUAUUGCCUUUUUCGGAACGACCAGCGGAAAUAUGGAUGUCGCGAUUCACGAGACCGGACACAGUCUCGACUUGCUCGGUGCUUAUGGAGAGCAAUUGUCCGCCAGCCAAGACUGGCUUGAUAACUACAACCAGGACCCCAAUGUCCCUGACGAUUAUGCUCAGACUAACCAGAUCGAGAACGUCGCGCAAAACACUGUAGUGGGUGUCUAUGACAAGGUCGUCCCCGGCGGCUUCGGCUCCGUCCAGCCCAACUGGAACGACAUCUUCCACCAGUACGCAACAUUGCAGUGGAAAGCCGGAGAUCAGAUUCUUCCUGGAGGAACCUGCGAUCGCCAUCUUAUCAAUUCUGAGACUGUCUCUACAAGCAGUGCUGCUGCUGCCGCCAUUGUCAAUGGCCCUAAGAAGCCGGAUACGUCGUUCAAGGAAAAAAAUCGGUACCGCAAGUACAAUAGUAGCCUUGAACAGGUGCUACAGAACUAUCCCGAAAAGAGCUGUCGGCGACUUGUAAUGUUUGCAGAGAGAUCAGUGUCUGAUGGCUCACCACAUUCUGCCGAGCUUGAUUCAUUUUUCCCACCAAGCUUCUGGCGUAUCGUGGAGGAAGAUCUGAAUGGUGCAUUUGGGCUGGAGCGCUACGAGGAGGAAUCUGACUUUACAUACGACACAUGGAGCACAUUCAAGAUGAAACAUGUCUAUCAGGGCAAUGGGAUCGCGGGAAUCAAAUAUCAUUGGUCACAGGUCUCAGUCUUUACUCGCCAAUCGAAGAAUAAACAAUUUGUCCUGUUUGUUGACUGUCCGAAAGCUGUUGUGGAUCAAAUUGUACGAAAUUGUCUAUCUGGCCCUUCUCGUCCUGUUGGUCUCGCCGGGCAUGUGGUAUCGGCUUGUCGCGAUCCAUUUAUUUGGCAUGCGUUAUUGAUUGGAGGGUUAGAGUCUGAAUAUGAGAGUGACUAUUGGAGACUGCGUGAUAUUGUACGCAAAUGGGAAAGAGAAAGACAUGAGGAACCCGACUUUCCACUGCUUCACGACCUUGGUAGGCACUUGAUUCAUGCCAAAGAGAUAUUUGAAGUAGCCACAAACACAAUCGACAGUAUAGUAUAUCAUCACCAGAGUCUCUAUAGCGAAUUCGAGACGAUGGGAUUGAUAACAACCGAAGAGCAAAAACCUCGACAGAAGUUAUUUAGGAUUAUUCAAGAGAAGCUGUAUAUUUCGGACAAGGACAUGGCAGCCAAAAAGGCCAGAGCCACCAGCUUGAAUGAGCGACUCCACAAUGAAAUCAACCUAGUGAGUAUUUCCUUCCACCUAGUCAUGAAAUCUUUUGAAGUAUUCAACUGCUUUGCUAAUGAUGAAAUUAUUGCCCUAAAGGCCUACCAUGUCGUCACCCAAAAGAGUAAUCAACUAUCGAUCAACCUUGCCUCAAUUGCACGACGCGACAACGCCACGAUGAAGGCUCUCGCGUUGAUUGGCGUGCUAUACCUACCCGGUACAUUUAUAUCUGGAAUCUUCGGGAUGACCUUCUUCAACUACAACCCGCCAAACAACAGUAGCUCUGCAGACUGGAUGAUGUCAGAUAAGUUCUGGAUCUACUGGGCUAUUACAAUUCCUGUCACCAUCUUCACGGUGCUACUGUGGGCCAUGUUGGAUGAAACGGUCGAGAUGUACAAGAAAUCCAUGGAAAAAGUGAAGGUUACAUUGCAGGAUCUGUGGAAUGAACUUCCACGAUUCAAUAGGCGAGAAGAAAAAGAAGAGACCAUCAUUAACGACCAGUCUUUGAGGUCUAAAGUAUAA
Talaromyces amestolkiae is the source of this 2205-nucleotide messenger RNA. RefSeq lists its product as uncharacterized. The record is from RefSeq and is a predicted model, not a curated record. The coding region runs from base 1 to 2205 and encodes 734 amino acids. The transcript is spliced from 10 exons. NCBI's taxonomy places the organism in Eukaryota, Fungi, Ascomycota, Eurotiomycetes, Eurotiales, Trichocomaceae.